This is a messenger RNA of Trypanosoma theileri, 1440 nucleotides long. Its product is annotated as 6-phosphogluconate dehydrogenase. The record is from RefSeq and is a predicted model, not a curated record. The transcript has a single exon. The coding region runs from base 1 to 1440 and encodes 479 amino acids. Gene Ontology annotation, molecular function: NADP binding; phosphogluconate dehydrogenase (decarboxylating) activity. Lineage: Eukaryota; Euglenozoa; Kinetoplastea; Trypanosomatida; Trypanosomatidae. Gene Ontology annotation, biological process: pentose-phosphate shunt; pentose-phosphate shunt, oxidative branch. Gene Ontology annotation, cellular component: cytosol.
AUGUCAAUGGAUGUUGGUAUUGUUGGACUUGGCGUAAUGGGCGCCAAUUUGGCCUUAAAUAUUGCUGAAAAAGGCUUCAAGGUGGCUGUUUUCAACCGCACCUAUUCGAAAACCGAGUCAUUCAUGAAGGAAAACGCCUCUGUGCCAUUUGCCUCAAAUCUAAAAGCCUUUGAAACUAUGAAGGACUUUGUAGCUGCUCUCAAGAAGCCACGCAAGGUUCUCAUUCUUGUUCAGGCCGGUGCAGCGACGGAUGCCACGAUUGAGCAGCUCAAGGCGGUAAUGGAGAAGGACGACAUCAUUGUGGAUACCGGCAACGCCCACUUUAAGGAUCAGGGACGGCGGGCAGAGCAGCUGGAGGCGGCGGGCCUGCGAUUUCUCGGGAUGGGCAUCUCCGGCGGCGAGGAGGGCGCCCGCAAGGGACCGGCCUUUUUCCCCGGCGGCACGUUGAGUGUGUGGGAGGAGAUCCGUCCCAUCGUGGAGGCCGCCGCCGCCAAGGCAGAAGAUGGACGGCCGUGCGUCACGAUGAACGGCCGCGGGGGCGCCGGGUCGUGUGUGAAGAUGUACCACAACGCCGGCGAGUACGCUAUUCUGCAGGCGUGGGGAGAGGCGUUUGAAGUGCUGCGCGCGUUGGGGUUAUCAAAUGAUGAAGUGGCUUGUGUUUUUGAGGACUGGAAGGCAAAAGGAUUUCUUACAUCCUAUAUGCUGGAUAUCUCCAUCGCCGCAGCACGGGCACGGGACGCAGAUGGAAGUUACCUCACAGAACACGUGAAGGACUGUAUUGGUUCGAAAGGAACAGGACUCUGGUCUGCACAGGAGGCACUGGAAGUUGGUGUACCUGCCCCAAGUCUUAACAUGGCAGUCAUUUCACGUCAAAUGACAAUGUACAAAUCAGAACGUAUUGAAAAUGCUAAAGUGUUACCUUGUGUUGCGAAAGCUCCUGGAUACACUUUAAAGGAUAAGAGUCCUAAUGCUCCUGAAGUUCAACAACUUUAUCAUGCUAUGUGUAUCACUAUUGUAGCAUGCUAUGCACAAAUGUUUCAAUGCCUUCGUGAAUUGGAUAAGGUAUAUAAUUUUGGAUUAAAUUUACCUGCAACUAUUGCGACAUUCCGUGCUGGAUGCAUUCUUCAGGGUUAUCUUCUUAAACCUAUGACAGAAGCUUUUGAAAAGAAUCCCAAUCUCAGUAAUCUUAUGUGUGCCUUUGAAAAGGAAAUUUCAGGGGGAUUACAAUCUUACCGCGAUAUCGUGUCUUUUAUUACAUCAAAGACAGCAGUUUCACUCCCAGUUAUGUCAGCUUCCUUACAGUAUACAAACGCAAUGUUUACACCAACUCUUAAGUACGGUCAACUUGUUUCUUUGCAAAGGGAUGUUUUUGGUCGGCACGGAUACGAACGCUUUGAUAAAGAGGGACGUGAAUCUCAUAAAUGGCCUGAACUUCAGUGA